GGGCCAAAAAUGAAAAAGUAAAAAAAAAAAAAAACCUACGAAGCUUGGGAGCCUAACAAGUGGCACAACAUCAUCAAUCAUAGGACAUUAGCUUGCUUAUACCCUGUUCCUUGGCCGUUAUUUCAGUAUAUGCUAGCAGUUUGUUUGAGCCUUUGACUCUGAUGCAUGCAUUCUAUUACUAAAGGCAAGGCAGAGUGAACAAAAGAGGAAGCCGAAGAAAGCCUUUAAUUUGCAAGCUCAAGCUCCUUGCAUAACUCAAGUAGCUGAAAGGGAAAUUUAAGAUGCCGAUUUAUCGGAUUGCGAUUGGGACGCCUGGAGAAGCGAGCCACCCUGAUGCACUCAAGGCCGCGCUUGCUGAGUUCUUCUCUAUGCUUAUUUUUGUUUUUGCUGGUCAAGGCUCCGGGAUGGCUUUUAAUAAGUUGAGCAAUGAUGGGUCACCAAAUCCAUCAGGACUGCUAGCUGCAGCAUUAGCCCAUGCAUUUGCACUUUUUGUGGCAGUCUCAGUAGGUGCAAACAUAUCAGGGGGUCAUGUGAAUCCUGCUGUCACGUUUGGUGCUUUCAUUGGUGGGAACAUAACACUUUUGAGGAGCAUUUUGUACUGGAUUGCUCAAUUACUUGGCUCUGUUGUUGCCUGCAUACUUCUUAAGUUUGCUACUGGAGGAUUGGAAACAUCAGCAUUUGCCUUGUCGUCCGGUGUUUCUGUGUGGAACGCCCUAGUUUUUGAGAUUGUGAUGACCUUCGGGCUGGUGUAUACGGUGUAUGCUACUGCAGUGGAUCCAAAAAAGGGUAAUUUGGGAAACAUUGCACCCAUUGCAAUUGGGUUCAUUGUGGGUGCCAAUAUCUUAGCAGGUGGUCCAUUUGAUGGUGCAUCAAUGAACCCAGCAGUCUCCUUUGGACCAGCUGUGGUCAGUUUGUCGGUUUUUGAUCAGAAAGAUCGAAUUAGAUUAUCGAUUAAAGAAAAAUAA
Molecule: messenger RNA, 965 nt
Organism: Olea europaea var. sylvestris
Lineage: Eukaryota; Viridiplantae; Streptophyta; Magnoliopsida; Lamiales; Oleaceae
Product: aquaporin TIP1-3-like
Exons: 3
Coding region: 282-965 (227 amino acids)
Biological process (GO): water transport; transmembrane transport
Cellular component (GO): membrane
Molecular function (GO): water channel activity
Source: RefSeq, a predicted model, not a curated record